Molecule: messenger RNA, 6746 nt
Organism: Entelurus aequoreus (snake pipefish)
Lineage: Eukaryota; Metazoa; Chordata; Actinopteri; Syngnathiformes; Syngnathidae
Product: caM kinase-like vesicle-associated protein
Exons: 11
Coding region: 203-1438 (411 amino acids)
Biological process (GO): peptidyl-serine phosphorylation
Cellular component (GO): intracellular anatomical structure
Molecular function (GO): calcium/calmodulin-dependent protein kinase activity; ATP binding; calmodulin binding
Source: RefSeq, a predicted model, not a curated record
CACGGAGCUCGACGCUCACAGUCACGCAGAAGGUGCACACACUCCACUCACUCCACGCCGCAACAAUUCUCUUUACCGCAACUUUCAUCGCCACCAACUUUACCGAUACCGCUCCUCGACAAAGGUGUAGGCCGAGGACGAGAACUGACCCGAACUUGGAAUCGUUCGAAGACGGAAUUUGGUGUCCACGUCAGGAGUGGCCAUGCCAUUUGGCUGUUUAACAAUCGGAGAAAAGAAGGAUUACCACAGUCCUUCGGACGUGACGGACAAAUAUGAUAUGGGUCAAAUUGUUAAAUCGGAGGAGUUCUGUGAGAUAUUCAGAGCCAAGGACAAAACUACGAUGAGAAUGUACACGUGCAAAAAGUUCCUGAAAAAGGAUGGAAGAAAGGUCCGCAAAGCCGCAAAAAAUGAAAUCCUCAUUUUAAAAAUGGUGAAGCAUCCAAAUAUUCUCCAACUGGUGGAUGUCUUUGAGACUAAAAAGGAAUACUUCCUCUUCCUUGAGCUUGCAACAGGCAGAGAAGUGUUCGACUGGAUCCUUGAUCAAGGCUAUUACUCAGAGCGGGAUACCAGCAACGUGGUGCGCCAGGUGUUGGAGGCAGUCGCCUACCUCCACUCCCUGCACAUUGUUCACAGAAACCUUAAGUUGGAGAAUUUGGUCUACUACAACCGCUUGAAGCACUCUAAAAUAGUCAUCAGUGACUUCCACCUUGCCAAGCUGGAGAAUGGAUUAAUCAAAGACCCCUGCGGGACACCAGAGUACCUGGCUCCAGAAGUGGUUGGCAGACAGCGAUAUGGUCGGCCAGUGGACUGCUGGGCAACAGGCGUCAUUAUGUACAUAUUGCUUUCGGGCAAUCCUCCUUUCUAUGAUGAGAGUGAUGAAGAGGAUUAUGAAAAUCAUGACAAGAACCUGUUCCGAAAGAUCCUCGCAGGCGAUUAUGAGUUUGACUCUCCAUACUGGGAUGAAAUCUCUGAUUCAGCUAAAAGUUUGGUUGCACGUCUGAUGGAAGUGGAUCAGGACCAGAGACUGACAGCCCAGGAGGCUAUCAACCAUGAAUGGAUCUCUGGUGGCGCAGCAUCAGAUAAAAACAUCAAGGAACAUGUAUGUGCACAAAUAGAAAAGAACUUUGCUCGAGCCAAAUGGAAGAAAGCCGUGCGGGUCACCACCAUCAUGAAGAGGCUGAGGGCAACAGAGCAAAGUACCACCAAGGCCACCACGGGGGAUCCCGCGGCUCCUCAGGACGCUGCAGACCCUUCCACGCCUUCACCUGCUACCGCCACACCACAGGAAGUAGUCCCAGAGCUAGACAAAACGGUACCAGAGGCCUCGGACGGCAAGGCGGAGCCACAGCGGGAGAACCCACCGCCACAGGAAGCAGAGCCCACAUCACGGUGCAAUGGAGACACGUUGGCUACUGAGACCGGGGAUGAGCAAGGCUAAGGUCCUCGUUGUACCCUCAAUCCUGCACACUGUACAAUAGCUGCUAGCAUGGUGACACUGACUCUGCUUCUCUCUCUAGCACCAUUAGCAUCAUCUCAUGAUGGCUAUGUGCUAAUUUACCUGAGUGCUCCGCAUUGCAUUGAAAUUAAUAUCUUUUUCCAGUUGUAUUAUAUAUAUAUAUAUAUAAUAGGUCACAUGGUACAAAACAUAUUCCACACACACACGCCAUGGUUUACAGUUAAAGUCCCUUUUCUGGUAAAAAAAAAAAGAAAGAAAGAUUCCUUUUUAUUGAACGGACUUAGGAAACCACUUUUUCUUCUUAAAAUCAGAAGACAAGUUUAGACUGUACGGGUCUACUGUACAGAAUGGAGAAAAUUCCUAAGAAGGAAAAUUUGCUUGUCUUAUGUUUAUUUAUUUUUUACAGUACGGUCUGUACUUAACAGUUACUGUGCCUCACAGCGAUGUGAGUUUUUGGGGGCCUUGUACAUACUAAGCACAAAAAAACCAUCUGCUUAACUUCCUGCUCAGGAAAUAACCUCAUGGUGUAAAGAUUGUGUACAUAAGAGAACUUUGUAGAAGUAGCUAAAAGAGCAUGCAUUCUCACAAAGCUUUCACUUGGUUGACAAAGGCGCACUACUACUACUUUGUUCUGUUUACACACUGAACUUGUUGUGUUUCUUCUUCUGGUUUGUGUUUGUUUUCAUCACAAGGCAGUUCUAUGCAUCUGAAUUAAUUCGUAGCUUCUUUUUUUUUUUCUAAAAAACAAAACAAAACAAAAAAAACACCACAGUAGAUGAAUCACUGUAUAUGUAGGUGGUUUUACAGUACACUUGUUUUAGCCAGCUGACUCCUGUGCCACAAGUCUUAAACUAACUUUAAACAUGUGCAUUAAUCCACCUCAUUUUUUACUGAUUUUGGAGGUUUCCACCAAUCAUUAGAGUUCUUUACGGUUACAUCUCAUUUCAUUAUAUUUCAGUCAUUAGUAUUUACCAUAUUUUCCGGACUAUAAGGCACUACUUUUCCCAAGCUUUGAAUUUUUCUUCACUAACGGCAAAUUUUAGAAUGGAUUAAGCAAAAAAAAUCAAACAAUGCACUAAAAUGAUCCACUUUAAGAAACUGUUCAAACUCAAAGUGUUUACAAACGGAAAGGGAGAAGAAUCCUGAUAAAUGUCUUGAACCUUAUUAAAAAAAAAAGAGAAAAUCUUAUUCAUCUCAUUAAGGAUGAAUAAAAACAAUGACUUUUCUGUUUUGUUUGAUCAGCCAUUUGGAAACAAUUAAGGUAUUUAAAUAAAACAUUUGCUAAAUAUUUCAAUGUAAAUAUAUAAUUUCACAAUGUACCUGUGUAUAGGUUGUAUUCCAUCACCUGACUUUUAAACGGAAGUAAACAAAGUGGUGGGCCACCAACUGUGCAGCAAACCGAGUGCGAACUAUCCGAGUACGCAAAAGGCCUAGAUUUUAGCACCAAAAGCAGAUACGAGCAAAAAAAUCUGAAUAUGCAAUGGAGAAAAAAAAAAAGAUUUGUAGAGUGAUAUCAAGGAUUAUCCGUCGUGGAGUUCCGAGACAUGUCGAACUAUCUUGUGCUCCAGAUGUCAUUCUAUAUGACAAAACAGAUGAAAACUUGGAAACAACUUCUUUGUGUGUGACUGGGUCAAGGAAAUUGGUAUCAAGACCCUCCCGGGUAAAUCAUGCAUCAUUUUUUCAUGUUUGUUGCCUUAUUGUUGUUGCACGCAUCAUUUACGAGUAAGCGUGUUUUCCCCCUGUCUUUAUCAAAUUAUAACUGAGAUAGGCUCCAGCACCCCCCGCGAUCCCGAAAGGGACAAGCGGUAGGAAAUGGAUGGAUGGAUGGAUAACAACAGAUGUCAACGUUGUGUAUGUGCUAAAAGCUUCAUUUAUGAUUGCUGCUUUUUGUAAAAGCUUAACUCUUUUAGGUUUUGCUCACAUUUGAUUUAUUUUGUUUAGAUUGGCCGAGUUGGUGCUUUACGAAACACUCGUAGCAAAAAUGUCUUUUAAGAACUCUGAAACAAGAUAACAUACAAAUAUACUUAAAUUGUAAAAGUAUAUUGAACAAACCUUUAACAAAGUGAUUGCUGCAAACUCGUGCAUUCUUCGACUCGAUCUGCUCCCCUGCUUUUUCUCAUAGUUUUUCGUAAAAUCUUGCACUCUUUCGCCCUUCUUGAUUAGCUCUAGAGCAGACCUGGGCAUUGUAUGGGCCGCGGGCCGCAUCCGGCCCUUUGCGCAUCCCUGUCCGGCCCGCGUGAGGCCAAUCAUAAAUUACAAAAUACAUUUCAAAAAGUAUCUAUGUCGAGUGUGCAAUACAACGGUGCUGCUUUUGUUUUGAAAAGCGUUAUUUGUAUUACUUCCGUGUGGACGUAUGCGCGUGUGCGAUUGUGAGUGAAUUGAACGGCGCAAUCACAAAUUACAAAAUAAAGUUUAAAAAACAUCUAUGUCGUGCGCGCAAUACAACUGUGCUGCUUUUAUUUUGAAAUGUGUUAUUUAUGUCGUAUGUCCGGGGGGAACCUGUGAGUGAAGGUGCAUAGAGACAAGUGAUGAGACGCUAAAAAAAGAAAAGUUGAUGACGAAUGGCGUGUUUCCAACAAGACAUGGACUGCCAAGUAUUUCUUUACAUAAAUUAAUGGUAAAGCCGUGUGCUUAAUUUGUGGUACACAGGUUGCUGUGUUUAAGGAAUAUAAUUUUUAUCGCCACUACACGAAGAAACACGAGGGAAAAUACCGGAAUGUGUCUGAUGAAGCGCGCGCAAGGGAGGCUGAUGCGUUGAUGGUAAAACUGCAAACCCAACAAGGACUUUUUGCCAUAUUUCACACCCCCAGAGAUGCAGCCGUCAGGACAAGUUUCGUCAUUUCUCACAAAAGCGCCAGAAAAAGUAAGGCGUUUUCUGACGGAGAGUUUAUUAAGGAGUGCUUAUUGGACUCUGUUGCGCUGAUAUGCACGGAGACAUUGACUGUUUUUCGCUAACUUUGAUGACAGCUGUGAAUGAUGUACGUGACACCACCCAGCUGCUCUUCUUCUUACGUGGGAUAACUGCAGACUUUCAAAUCACGGAGUAGCUGGCAGCCAUGCAGUCAAUUAAAGAGACAACCACAGGUAAUGACUUGUUCACAUAGGUAAAUGCGUGUUUGGACAUGUUAGGACUGAAAUGGGACAAGCUGGCAGGUGUGACAAUCCAAUCCACUUUAUUUAUAUAGCACAUUUAAACAACAAAAUGUUUCCAAAGUGCUGCACAACAAUAUUAAAAGCAAUAUUCAAAUAUUAUCCUUAGCUCCACCAAUGACUGAAUAAAAAGAAAAAACAAUUACAUAUAAAACCAAUAUAAAAAACAAUAUAAAAUAAAUAUGAUUAAAAACUAUUUUUAACAACAGGUAGUUGUCCAAAUCUGAUGGGGAAAAAUGUUGGAUAAUGCAGGAUAAAGUGACCAUCAAAAGCAAUCUGCUUUUGUAUAAAGUUAAGUUAGGUUAAAUUAAAUUAUUAUUAUUAUUAUUAUUAAUUAUUAUUAUUAUUAUCAUCAUUAUUAUUUAUCUUACGGUAUAUCAAAAAUAAUAUUGAGCAAAAUUUAAUUGAAAUAUUGUCGUGUGGCCCUCCAGCAGUGCUCGGGUUGCUUAUGCGGCCCCCGGUGAAAAUUAAUUGCCCACCCCUACUCUAGAGGAACUCUGAAGAAACUUUUAUGCUUUUCACCUUUUGAAUGUUUCCAACAGCCUAUAAUAAAGCAAGCAUAGGACAUUUUUCUUCAAGAAAGGAAAAAGGCCGCCCAGAACGCUAUGACAACGGAGUCUCACAUAUGAGCCGGAUAUGACAUCAGGUGAAUACAACCUAUAUCUGCAGCUUACAUCCGGUGCGGGUAAUAUAUGAAAAUAUGUUUUUUUUCUUCUAAAAUUUAGUGAGUGCUGCUUAUAUUCCAGUGCGGCUUAUAGUCUGGAAAACAUGUAGUUCACUCCAUGCUUUAAACAGUUAUCUACCCUUGUCGCAGGAAAUUAAGCAAUAUUUAACAGGCUGCAGAAACUGAUUGCCACAAAAUGUGUUUGUGUGAACACGUCGACAGUGGGUUUCCCGCCCAGGGCGCCAUUGAACCUUGACCCGCCACUACACGUCUACUGUAUGUCAGUGAGUCCCCACUUGAUCGAGUGCUAACAGCGAUCAGCGGUCAGUCCUAUUACUGGGGGUGUCCCGAUAGAAGUUUUCGCCUUUGGCGUUCUUAAUUGGUUUAUACCGAUAUUGACCCCAUACCGAUACAUUCAAUUUUGACAGAAAAAAAAAUUGUACCACAUGUAACUGCAGUUCUUAACUCAAUGCUACAAAAAGCUAUUCCAAGCAUUUUUUUGUCAUUGAAACCUUUUUUGAAAUGAUUUCUAAAUAACUGGAUUUUAAUAUUUGCUUGUCAUCUUGACUUCUGAUUGCAAAGCAUUUUUUCCGCCAGUGUGUUGUGUAGCUGCCAGCUCCUAGUAGACUAUAGCCUACAUUGUUUACCUUUUUUAAAUGACUUGACUAAAAUACAAGAAAAGUGUACUUAUUAAUGACAUUUAGCUGUUAACUGGCUUGUCCAGCAUUGUGCAAGUAAACAUGCUGCAGGGCUUCUUGUAUCAGACAUUUAAGAUGCUAGCUAAUAUCAUCCAAUAUUGUUUUUUUUUGCUAAUAUCGGACCAAUGUCAAUAUCACAUCGGGACACCCCUACUUAUUAUGUGAUUUAUUGACAACCUUUCCAUAAUGUCACCUGGGAUAGGCUCCAGCUCACCUGAACUUUUGACCUAAAACAGGAUAAGAGGUAGAAAAUAAACUAUUAUUGUUGUUGUUUUUAUUAAAUAAGGCGGCUAAAGUGUAAUUUAAAAGUUUGCACACAUUACCUAAAGGCUGUCAAAUAAUUAUUUAAGAUAUAUGUAUUUUAGAUAAACCGGAAGCUAUUUAUUUAAAUGCUAAUCUUAAAUUAUUUGUUGCAGAGAUUAUUUAAACAUGUUCACUCUUGAGUUGUGCUGAAGUUAAUUCUAAAACCAAUUUUGCAGGUAAUACGGUUAAGUGUUAGCAUUUAGGUGUGUUCAGGAUAUUUAUGUGGAUUGUUGUAGUUCAUCCUGUUUGUUUAGAUGGAAAAUGAAUAUUGUUGCACAGUUUAAAGCCUAGUUCACUUCUCACUGUAGUAUUCCAUGUCUGGUCAUUUUCCACACAUUCCCAAAAGUGUUUGUAGAUGUAAAGUUGGCCUGGACCAGCCCCCACCUGUAGGUCCUUUCUUGCAUUUAUUUGUUGGCUCUGUAAUGUACUCCUUGACAGAGUUGAUGACUUUGGUGGUAAUAAAACUUAAUUCAAA